Molecule: messenger RNA, 3344 nt
Organism: Sycon ciliatum
Lineage: Eukaryota; Metazoa; Porifera; Calcarea; Leucosolenida; Sycettidae
Exons: 9
Coding region: 211-2217 (668 amino acids)
Source: RefSeq, a predicted model, not a curated record
AGGCAGCGAUGCAACGAUGAGACAUAUGGAAUGUUUAUGGAUGGUGUACAGUGCAUGGUCGAGACAUGCCGCCGGGAGAGACUUUUACUAUGGCAUACCUUGGACAGGCUGAGUACUGUCCAGGAAACCCGCUCACAGAUAUGCGAACACAGUCCAAAUUGCUGAUGCCAUUACAAGUAUAUCUACUUCUUUCCCUAGCAACAUAUUUAGAUGAUGGGUGGUGGGGUAAACCAAGCCCUGCACAUUACUGCACUGUGGCUGGUAUUGCUGGUGGCGGUAACUAAUGGAACCCAUUUCCUCGCCGGUCGUGUCAGCUGUUGGCCAGAUCGACAGAGCUAUGGAGGAUUCGAUGCCUUCGGGAAUGUUCAGGUGGAAUGCAGUUUCCGAAUCGCUUGGGGACUUCCGUGGCAAAGAAACCAAACAAUGUGCACUGAUCAGAUUCGGAAUAACAUGGUUCGCUUGCCGGGGCCAAGUACUGAGGGACAGGUUCUGAGCUGUAAGGAAGGAUGCUCGGGAACGUUUGCAGAGCUCUCGUACUACUGCACAGAGUUCAGCUCGGUGCCAGGUGCCACCUGGUCCCAGGGCGGCGGGAUAUUCCGGUACACCUUCAACGGGUCACCGGCUCGUUUUACCGCCAGUCUCAGUAGCUGCUGCUGGAUGGAUUCUUUGCGGCGGUAUGGUGGAGAGAAUUAUACUCUCCUCACUUCAAUGAAUCUGAUGAGGCGUGCCGACACAGGUAAAAUCAACUAUGCACCAUCCACAGAUCAGACAGCCAUCUUUCAAAUCUGGUCUGGACGAGAACGCAACCUGUCAUUGCUCGUCGAAGAUCUUGACGGAGAUAUUGUACGCUGCAGAUGGGGAAGCACAUCUAACAUCUACGGUCAGGAUGAAUGUGGCGGCAUCUGUCCUCCACUGCAUGAUGCCAAAUUAAUUGCGGCUCCUUGCACACUGUGGAUUCCACCGACACUGGAACCUGGCUACUACCAUGCGGUUUCUAUUGUACUGGAAGAUUUCCCCCCGAGUGACCCGUACGGUGCACCUCUGAGUCAAAUCUCAUUCCAGUUCCUGCUCGAUGUACAGACCCCUCCGCCAGGAACCUUCUCACAUCCUGAACUUGUGGAGCCAAGCCCUGAGAACAAGACCUGCAUUCCCAUCCCUUCAGGCACCGAGUAUCGAGUCACGCUGAGAGCUAGGCAAGCCACGCCAGUCAACAAGAUAUCGUCAUUCAGGGUGACCCAGCCUGUCGGCAUGGACAGAAGUAGGAUCGUCAGUGGUAUUGAGAAUGGAGAGCACUUUGGAAAGAUGCAGCUCUCUUGGAGGCCCACGCUGGAACAGUAUGGACCACACCUGUUCUGCUUCCAGGCUACCGACCACAACUGCUUCUUCACCAGAGAUUGUUCCUGGCACUACGCAGCCCAGCAUUGCCACAUCAGCCACAGUUCCUCACUACUACCCAUCAUUCUCAGUCGACUUCAACCAGCAGCAGUUGUCAUAUCAAGCAGCCAAGCCAUUAUUCGCAUCCUGGAGGUUGCCGGCAAUGGCUCCAGCACAACUGAGCGGUUUUCCGUUGUACCCUCAACCCGGGAUGUUAUAGUUGAACGACACCCGACACAUGACAGCCACUACCGAUUGACAUUCUUCAUUCCGGAGAGGCUUAAGAUGGGUCAGAGGUAUGCUAUCACCCUGGAUCCAGGAGUGGUCAUAGGAACGCGGAGCUGUGUGGAUGGUGGAGCUCCAUCUCAAGGUCUCACUGACACAUCUUCAUGGCAGUUUGUCACUGAUAACACUGGGACAAGUUGUGAUGAUUCACCUAUUGGUAGGAAGAAAGCUGUCAUCCACACCGAAGGAAACACAGCCGCUGAUAUUGUCAUCGUUGCUGAUGAAUCAUCCAACAUGGAAAGGUCCCAUCAAUGGCUUAGCGGCAUGGUUCCUCAGCUAGAGCGUUACCUGCAGUACGCAGGCAUUGGUGUGAACUCCACGUUGCGCAAUCACUAUGCCUUAGUUGGCUAUGGACGGGCUGUCUUACCGAAUGGAGACGAUAGGUAUGUUCUUCCACGCGCAUUUGCCAACUCAGCUGGAGCGAAGGUGUUCACAAUCGAUUCCUUUUCACAUGUCAUCAAUCAGCUUUCGGCCAAUGGAAGCAUCGAGGAUGGUUACCUGGCAGUUAAAUACGCACUGCAGAACCUCACCAACAGCAAUGGAGACAACAUGCUGUGAUUGAAACACCCUAAUGUUGCUACCAACGUCAUUUUGGUGACUGAUGAAGAUCGUGAUGUGUACGGCCCAGGCAAGGCACUCACACGGACUGUGUUCAAGAGACUCAUUCGUCGAUCAGGUGCACUUCUCAAUGUUAUCGUUGAUCAGCGCUUUCGAGCACACGGUAUUCGCCGCAAUGCAAUGGGUAUGGCCUCGAAUAAAGUGGCUUACUUGGAUCAGGCAAUAUUUGGUACAUACAUGACCAGGUUGCGGGGGUAUAUAGGCGUGGAAAGCUAUCAACACACCAAACGGCAUUACACAACAGUCGCUCUGAACCUGGCAGGCACUGCAUGGGAUAUCAGUACUCUACAAGCGGCAGGAUCCUUGGCAACAUCCUUCACCAGAGCCUUUCUGAGUGUCACGACGAGCGAAAUAGCCAAUCAGAUCCAGAAAUGUCGCUACUGUCUUUGCCUGGCUGAGAGACGCACCCCUCGCUGGUCGUGCACCAUUGCCAGAAACCAAGCUGCAUGCCAAGCAAAUGCAACUGAACCGUGACCUGGCAGCGGCCGGUGGAAACAAAGAAUAUGAAGGUACAUGUAUGUGACUAUGUUCACAUAAACACCGGUUCUCAUUAGGAUCUUGCCCUUGAUGGCAACACCUCAUUAGCAUGUCUCUCCUUCACAAGGUUUCAGGAUCAUUAUGUACAAAUACAAGUUGGCCUGCUAAGGACCUGCUUCAUUCUGCUACAUGACUGUAUCACUGGUACUCUACAUGACCGCCUUUGCAAAUAUCCCGGAGAAUUUUAGAAUUAAAAGAUAGACACAGGCGGUCAACGCUUGGCUCUUUUGCACUCAAUCUGACAAAAAGUUCUACUCUUAGCCUGCCCACGCCAUAGCAUGCGCUCAACGUUAUAAUGAUUGUGCUAGUAGACCGUUCACCAGUAGCCUGUGAUUGAUAAUGCGGGUUGCCGAGUGCGAGAGAUCUAAUUCUUGUGUCCAGCGUUUUAGCAACCCAGUCUCGCCACCUAGUGAAGGAGAAAUAAGUUUGCAGCUACUCAAUCACGGCAUGAUUUUUCUAAAAUGUUUACGAUUUAGCCGUGAUGGUCGACCGUGUAGAACCGUAAAGAUGUAUGCGUAUUCUGCCAUGCA